AUGCCGCAGCUGGGCAGCGGCGGCGGGGACGACCUGGGGGCCACCGACGAGAUGCUGGCCUUCAAGGACGAGGGCGAGCAGGAGGAGAAGAUCCCCGAAAACGCCUUCACCGAGCGCGACCUGGCCGACCUCAAGUCCUCGCUGGUCAACGAGUCCGAGGGCAGCGGCAGCCCGGCCGCCGCCGCAGACCCCGAGGCCAUCAGGCGUGUGCAGGAUCCGCAGAGGGUUUAUCAGGAGAAGCUCCCGGACCACAUGGAAGAUGGUAUGAAGCACCAGGACCCAGGGAUGUAUAAAGGAUCCACGUAUUCUGGCUACCCGUUCCUAAUGCUCUCAGACCCUUAUCUGCCAAAUGGAUCUAUGUCACCGCUGUCCAACAAAGUUCCCGUCGUGCAGCCGUCCCACGGAGUCCACCCGCUCACCCCGCUCAUCCCUUACAGCAACGACCACUUCAGCCACGGCUCCCACUCGCCCCACUUGCCCGCCGACAUCAACCAGAAGCAAGGAGUGCACCGGCCCUCCCAGACCUCAGACAUCCCCGGCUUCUACCCGCUCCCCCCGGCUGGGGUCGGCCAGAUCACGCCCUCGAUGGGAUGGCAGAGCCAGUCUGUCUAUCCGCUCCCGUCAUGUGGAUUUAGACAGCCGUAUUCGUCAGCACUUUCCGCUGGGGCUUCUUUCUCCAGGUUCACUCACCCGCUGAUGCUGGGCUCCGGCAUGCACACCACCGGCAUCCCGCACCCCGCCAUCGUGCCCCACUCUGGCAAGCAGGAGAUGGAGCACUACGACCGAAACAUGAAACCUCAGCCAGAACCAAAGAGAGAGAAGGAAGCCAAGAAGCCCACUAUCAAGAAGCCCCUGAACGCUUUCAUGUUGUAUAUGAAAGAGAUGCGGGCAAAAGUCAUUGCUGAGUGCACCCUGAAGGAGAGCGCAGCUAUCAACCAGAUCUUGGGCAGGAGGUGGCACGCGCUGUCCCGGGAGGAGCAGGCCAAGUACUACGAGCUGGCGCGCAAGGAACGGCAGCUCCACAUGCAGCUCUACCCCGGCUGGUCCGCACGGGACAACUACGGGAAAAAGAAGAGACGGACACGGGAAAAGCAACAAGAUUCCAACUCAGCCCGCGCUCGCUGGCAGCCCGGUUAGUCACUGCUGGGAAGGCAGGGAGCAGGUAAGGAUUCAGGCACAGCAGGCAGCGUCGCUGUCCUCUGGCAGCGCUCCCAAACCUAAGAGAUUGGAUGCGUCACGAAAAGCCGUGAAUUUCCCGGUAAUUGCUCGCAUUUCCUGGAGCUGAGCUGGAUUUAGCUGAGCUAGGGAAGCACGACGAGAGAGCAAAAUCCAGGAGAAUUCAGCCAGGAGGCCGUUUCCCAAAGCUCCUCCUUCCCCAGCUGCCAUCACUGACUUUGCCUAACGCUCGCUUUUUUACAGGAGAGGUGGUGCCGGCACCGUUGCAGAACCAAAAAAACGGGAUUGUAGUCUGUUAGUGGUGUGUUAAGUGGCUGACAUGAUGUUGCCUCUUUUCUUCCUCCUGCUCCUCCUCCUCUUUGUGCCUCUGCCUUGCCCAUUCUCCGCCACGCAUGCUUCUGUGUUCAGAUCCUGCCUCUCCUAAGAAAUGCAGAGCUCGCUUUGGCCUCAACCAACAAACGGACUGGUGCGGCCCGUGCAGGUGUGUAUCGGCAACCGGCGGCUCCUGGGCACCUCGCGGGGUUUUCCUGGGCCAGGGGGUUCGGCUGCGCUCGGUGCUGUGGUGAUUUGCUACCUCAGGGGCUGCAGUCCCAGCUUCACGCUGUGUCUGGCAGCCGCCGUGGGCACUGCUCCUGUGGUGCUCUGCGUGGUCGCUGGCUGAUGAACCUUAAAAGCUCAUUUUCAGGUUAUCCUGGUGCGGGGCUUUCCUCCCCUGUUUAAGAUUUCCUAUCCCAUAAACACCCCUCCGGGGCCAGCAGUGAGUAGUGAAGGUUUUCCCUGCUUAUCCUGGGACUAACUGUGUAAUCCAAGCUGUGCCCUCGUUGGUCCUGAAGUUUUGCAGCACCCACCAUGGGGUGGGAGAGCCUCAGGCAGUGAGGCAGUUUGCAAGUUCCUGGCUUUGAGGGAAAGGCAGCAGUGAAGCGCAGUGCCUGAGCCGCCGCAGUACCUGGCUCAGGGUGUCUGCAAGUGCAUCCUGGUAGGAAAAGCUCAGGAAGGGCUCCUGGACCGGGACAGAGGUCUGUGGCUCACAGCACAGCAGGUGCAUUUCCAGGUUUCCAUACCCAUGUGCUGAAGACAAGCAAAAGCUGAAAGCACAGCGAGAAGUAUUGCUUAACGUGCUUACUGCAGCGUAAAGCGAGGGAAAUCAUUUAAUCCAUCCAACUCUGAAUACUGGAGGCAUAGCCCUGCAGAGCCCCAGCAGUGCUUGGUCACGGCUCACCCAGGCUGUCCAAGGUCCCAGACCAUCAGCUGGUGGGGUCGGGCAGGUCCCUGCGCCACGGGGGUGAGCAAGGAGGCUGGGCACACACCUUGCCACCUCGUCCUGCACCCGGGCAGCAGCAAGCGCUGCAUUCCCCUGGGAAUUUCUUACUGCUUCAGAGCAGCUUCAGAACAUCCCCUGCUUUAACUGAUUAAGUUAAAUCCCCUAAUUUAACUGAUUAAGAAACACUGUCCAGAGGGACAGCCGGGAUGUGGCAGAGAGCUGAGGGACAGCAGGUCGGGGGCAGCUCCGCUCCGAUUUCAUUUGAACUCUCUUAACUCAGCUUCAGCGCUAACCCUCUGCAUUGCUUCCGAUUAACACAGGCGGCUGAAGUGUUUGUAGACCUUAGCAUGCUUUUUGUUUUUAAACUUUUGCCUCUCCAACACUAUUUAGUCAAAUCUUUUCUGCAAUUCUUCGUACUAACGUGCCGCUGCCAGCUCAAAGGCUUCUGUCCUGCGUGCUGUGGUCACCGAUGCCUGCGGAGAGCAAUGCCCACCAGAGGAUUCCCACUCCACAGGAGGAGAGUUUAACUGGUUAAAACUGGGUGGUUCUGCUCUGGAGGUUUCACCCUCAGCCCCCCUUACACCAGGGCAAAAUGCUCCAGAGUGCUGUAGUUCCUAAAGGACAGGGAUAGCUGUAUGGUAGCCAUGCCAGCCCUAGCCCACUAAAUGCUUCAUUAUCAACAAUCUGUAGUAUCAGAUCUGCUUUUUCUCCGUUAUUUUAUAUCUAAUUGAAUCAGUGGAUGGAAUGGAUAGAUCUGUAUCAUCUCACAAGUAGGUCGUUGAAACUCUCGGUCCUGCAGCUACUCCUGAAAUGUCUGUGGGAAACACAGCUUGUCCUGAGGUUUGUCUGCUCUGGGAAAUUACAGCCCGUGCAGAAUAACCUGUGUUAAAUAUUCCAUUCAGCAGGGCUGUCGUGUUUCAUAUCACAUUAAUUGGGUCACCACAGCUAACUAUGACACUGACAGCAGUAAUACCACUUCUCUUGUUCACAUCCAGUGCAAAGUCAUGUUUAAUACUGGGCUAGUUAAUGCAUAUUCCAACACUGUCUGGUUUUUCAUUAGUAAGAUCAAAGAAAGGUGUGUGCCCGCAUUAGCAAGUUCUCCAUUUGAUCUGUUUUCCUCAGAUGAGACAGUCGAGGCAGGGAGCUGAGCAGGAGGAAGACAUUCUUUUUAGCUAUUUUAGCUAUAAAGUCAUUAACAGCAUCUCCAGCAGAGGAAUUGUUCCCUCGCUACUGUUAAGGUGACAUCUCGAGAGCUCUAUUGUUUAAAACUACUGAGCUGCUCAGAGUAGGUGACAUGAGGGCUCUGUCAGGAGAAGAGAAGGAAAACUAACUCCAUACAGAGCGUGUACAGACAGCGUGAGAUGGUGCGAGGUGCUACCUGAAUAGCCAGGAACGGGUCAUCUCCGUGUGAGAUGGCAACUGGAGCUCAGGUAAACACAGGCUACAUGUUCCUGCUUUUGGUCCCAAACAGCAGAAUUGUCCUGGGAUGCAGCGAAACCAUGUCCAAGUCUGGCUAUAGUGAGGACAAUGUGUGGCUUGUAUUUUUGAGCCCCCAGACCAACAGGGGACAGCACAUCCAACAGAGGAGCAGCAGUUUCUUACUAGGAAUGUGGGGCUAGCAGGGAGUGAUUGUCAGCAGCUGGGUACUUCUCUGUGAAACCCUUUUUGUGAGGAGAUCUGCCCCUGGCUGCUCAUUCACACACCUCUGCCGAACCCCCUGCAGUGUGUGUGUGCACUGCACUUUGUGCUUGUGCCUCAGCUUCUGAGGAGACAGAUCACGGUGAACACUUCUUGGCCAGGAAAGCCCUGGGCUGAAGUGUGAAGGUUGGCACUGUCCUGGCUGCUUUUCCUUGGCCUGGUUAGUAGAUUGAAAGGUGAUGGAUGCUCCAGAGACAAAUGAGUCUUGUGAACAGCUCAGAGCUGCUCUGGCAUCCCAGGAGGGACCUCAGCCAGCCUCAGACCGUGCCCUCCGCCAGCCGGUCGCUGGCCUUUUUCCUCCUUCCUCACGAGCCUGUGGAGUGCCUUCAGCUCGGCCAUGUCACUGAGUCAGAGGCAGGAGUGAGUGUGAAGUAUUUGGAGGGUCAGAGGUGUUACGAAUAGGCUGAGAUCAGAGGCUUUUGCUGCAGAAAAAAAAAAAUAGAGCUAAGUAGAUGAUACAUUGCAUGCAAGCCUAGGAGAGUGGUAGGAAACGUGCUACAGGCAAAAACACUCCUAAAACCUUGAGUUUGGGUUGACCAGGCGUUGCCUUGGGAGGAAAGCCAAAAACCGAUGGGGUCCUGGCAGCGAGCGCUGGGGCUCUGCUGGGGCUGCAUCCCACGGGGCAAACAAGAAGGGCACGGGUUGUGCCGCAUCGCAGCGGGGAUCCCUGUCACGGCCAGAGCUUUGUCCCCACAGCACGGGUGGGCCGGUCCUUGGCCCCCAUGGGGCCGGCAUUUGGCCCUCACCGGGCUCUGCCCUGACGGGGCCCGGCCCCGCCGCCAUUUUAUCGCCCCCUGGCGGGCGCUGUGGGGAGCCGCUCCCGGCCAUGGCCACCCGCCCACAGCCACCCCGUCACGGCCACAAGCCCACGGCCACCCCAGCAGGGCCACAAGCCCACGGCCACUCGGUCCUGGCCACCCAGGACCCCCGCAGGGCCGGCUGCGAGCCCCCUCGCCCCGCACCGCCACCCACCCGCCCUUAGGUGCAUGUCCGCAGGCUCGCCUGCUAUUCACGGCUAACUCUCUUCACUGU
Anas platyrhynchos (mallard) is the source of this 5167-nucleotide messenger RNA. The record is from RefSeq and is a predicted model, not a curated record. Lineage: Eukaryota; Metazoa; Chordata; Aves; Anseriformes; Anatidae.